Messenger RNA from Cuscuta campestris, 1868 nucleotides. Lineage: Eukaryota; Viridiplantae; Streptophyta; Magnoliopsida; Solanales; Convolvulaceae. The record is from the annotation of a GenBank genome assembly.
CACGCCAUACCCUUCUUCCUCUCUUUGUCUAUUAUUGUAUUCAUCUCUCUAUGAACUCCACUUCAUAAUUUAUUUCCUCCUCCCUUAAUUGUUUCUUGAGAAAUCUAUGCCUCCAGAAUCACAGAGAAUGCAGGGGAAUCGGGUCACAGAGGUACAGGUCCGGAUGGACUGUAAUGGAUGCGUUCAGAAAAUCAAGAAGGCCUUGCAUGGAGUUCAUGGAAUCUCUGAGCUCUACAUUGAUGUUCCUGGACAAAAACUUACCUUAAUUGGAAAUGCAGACCCUGGAUUGAUAGUGAAGGCAAUUAAGAAGAUAAGAAAAAGUGCAAUUAUAUGUUCCCAUACAGAGCUACCAGACGAGGAACCAUCUAAGCCACCGGAGGAGCAACCCCCUGAGGAGGAGGGCGGUGGUGGAGCACCACCGUCCACCGCCGAGCCUAUUAAGCCUCCUUCAGAAGAGCCACACAAAGAUACGCCACCGCCGCCGCCACACGAGAUUAAUCAACCACCAGAGGAAAUCCCAUCACCAGAAGCUGCCCCAAAGAUGACCAGAAUACCUUCAAAUGAUAUGAAAGAUGUUCAUCAAAGAGUCCACCGUUAUCCAUCGGCCUAUUACCGUUAUGGUUAUGGUGAUGGACCGCCUCAAUGGAGCCAUUAUCAACCCUCCGGCAGUAUGGGGUUCCGACGCCAACCGCCUCCCACCGAUCUAGGGUUCCAAUUUGAGCCGCCACCGCCUCCGCAGAAUAACGGUUCAAGGCUCGUAUACGAACCGCCGCCACGGCCAAACAGUUCAAGGUUUAGAUAUGAGUCUCCAUCUCCGCCUCGGGAUAGUUCAAGAACCCGCCAAGAAGCACCACCACCACCGUUGCCACCCCGCAACCCAACAUUCAAACAUGACCAUGGACGCGAACCGCCCUACGAUUCAGACUUGAAAUGUGAUUCGAAUUUGACCCGAAGUUGUUCUUGGAUCAAACAAGAACCUCCUCCGCCCCUGGGUAGUAGUUCAAGACUCGAGAGGCAAGAGCCAAUGCCACGUGGUGGCCGCGGUGUGAACUGGGUUUUGGCAAGGGCUAAAUCCGUUCUUGGUGGGGGUGGGGGUUUAUCAUCGAGUUCUGAGCUCGCUGUUCUCGGUAGUGGUGGGAUGUUAGGUUUUCUUGGGUUUGUAGAUCAACCUAUACCCGUGUUGUACCAAGAUGGUUUGGAUUUCAGACAUAGACAAGAACCACCAUCACCACCAUCUUACACUUUGGAGUUCAACCCACCUCCGCACCAAAGCCUUUCGGGGUUCAUGCAACCUGUAUAUGUCUCGCAUAGCUACAAUGCGUACAAGCCAUCGCCAUACGUCACGGGAUAUGAGUUUGCCCCACCGCCACCUCCAAGGGCUAUGUAUCACCGUAGGGCUGAUCCUUACGCAGAGGGCAUGUACCGUACACCGAGGCCAUAUGCAGGUUAUGAUUACUCCGAGGACAGUCACAAUGGGAAUAAUAGCAAUGCGAACAUCUCCUCAAUGUUCAGCGAAGAAAAUCCAAAUGCAUGCGCAAUAUCAUAAGGAUUGACAACACAAUUUGCUCAAAUUUCAAAGAAUCUUGUGAAGUUUGUGAAAGAGGUGAUCAGGAUUGGGAUUACCAGGCAUAGGGAACUUAUUCUUCACUCCACUUUGCCUUUACAGAAAUGGAUGCCCACCAGACCAUUCAUUUCUUGUGUGACACUUUAUUCUUGGAUUAGAUUCUGCAGCUGAAAUCUUCUGGCACAAGGCCACCUUUUGCCAAUAAUAAAACUAAUAGAGAACAUAUGUACCAUUGAGCUUUUAUAAAGACUAUUUAUACAUUUAUUCUGCUAAGUGUUAUGGGAAAGAAAGCUGGAAUCCUCAU